CGCCUUACUUACCUGCUGGGAUGUAUAAAUAGAAUGCAGUUGGCCUCUACUUCAUCAGUCGAGUAUCGAACUUUGUACGAGAUGGACAAGUUAUUCAACCAGUUGAGAAUCUGCACGGAGCUAAUUGAAGAAGGAAGCAGGGGAAAUAUUUCCUGGCUAAACGAAUUUUGUGCUGCGUUCCAUACUUUUGCCAGCAAAUUUAAAUUGUAUUUGCCAGAGUUGGCACCGCGUUACGAAAUCGAUGGCAAUGUAAAGAUCCAUGUGGAGACGAUUUUCCUGUGCUUUACCCAAGUGCUCACAUGCAUCACCCAGCUGGAACGUAUCAUCAACAUUGAGGAAAACAUUGGCGAAGACACACGACUUUUCACCACUCGAUCGCACUUUCUAAAUCGCAUUGAUUGGUGUGUAAAACGUUUGAAUGCUUCGCUCUAUCAGAUAUCUGAGGAGGUGGCUACUAGCAGUCAGGUGAAGCUGGAGGAUUUGUCUUUUGUGGAGCUGCUUGAUAUGUCGCUCGAUAAACUGGAGACAUACAAUGAAAUUGUGGGUGAAAAUAAAGAUGGUGAUAAUGAAGAUGCAACUCCAGUCCAGGCACAUGAUCAGCUUUAUAGUGAAGUCAAUCAGAUUGUGAAACAUGCCUUGGCAUUUGCCAAUGUAGCACUUGCAGCUGAUGAGAAGGCAUUACGGGCAAUCUGUGAGACAGUCUUGGAGGACUGCUCCGUCUUUCAGAAAAACUUUGAUGCAUCAAAUGCUGGUGAUCGCAAGUUGGAGGCUUUGACGUUGCAGCGUGCAUUAUAUUCCCUGGAAACGUAUCUUAAUGAGGCACUGCUGCGUUUGAUUCUUACGAGUCUGCUGGAUGUGGAGGAAAUCUCUAUAACCCGGUUGAAAAACGUGCUGCACCACGGUGAAGCUCCCGAGGUGAUGAUCAAUAAACUCAUCUCGGACUUUGAUAUGAAUAUGGAUCGUAUACAGCAAAUUGGAGUCAUUGCCAUUGCUUUCACGGAAGAUGUCAAGACCAAGACUAUUGUACGCAGUUGCUUGGCGUCCAUGGAAUCGCUAGAUUCCUGCAUAGUUCCAGCUUUUCAGCUCCAGACCUCGAGCAAUGGAAUCCAACAUGCGGAUGUAUUGGAGCAUCAUUUUAUCGAGGAGAUUGUGAUAUUCCGCAAUGUCAUCCAUGAGAUCAUUGACAGUAGAGCCCUGAUAAGCAGUUAUUUGGAUAUGCUAGCCGAUAGCAUUCGUAUUGCCGAUAAAAAUUGCCCAAAGGAUCAGUUGCUAAAGAUCGCCCAAAUGGGAGAUAUUUUGUACCAACAUUUUCAAUUGAAGCUGAAUUAUCAAGAACUUGGCGAAGAUGGUCAGCGUUUGCAUCAGGAUUUUGUUGCAAUAUUGCGAGAAUGUCAAGCAGUUCUAGAACUAUCUACUCAAAUUGACCCGAAACGUAUUAUAAAGCGUUUAAAAAUUCUGCACUCUGUGUUGACAAAAUUACGAGACGGUUUUGGUAGACAUGAGGUUCUGGGUUCUUCCUGUCCUAAUGGCAACUUCUCAACAGUAUUGAACAAGACACUGAGUUAUUCUUCGCGUCAGAAGAGCUCUUUUUCGAAAACCCGUAAUAUAAUUCCUUCGGACACAUUGGAUAAUGAAAGUGAUCUAAUAAGUUUUGAACUGACAGAGGUUCUCAAAAUUAAUUAAUUAGUCAUAAGCAAUGUAAUAUGUGAUAAAUAAAA
Drosophila sulfurigaster albostrigata is the source of this 1718-nucleotide messenger RNA. Its product is annotated as serendipity locus protein alpha. Gene Ontology annotation, biological process: cellularization; cell migration; cell-cell adhesion. The transcript has a single exon. Gene Ontology annotation, cellular component: membrane; adherens junction; catenin complex. Lineage: Eukaryota; Metazoa; Arthropoda; Insecta; Diptera; Drosophilidae. Bases 34 to 1683 code for a protein of 549 amino acids. The record is from RefSeq and is a predicted model, not a curated record. Gene Ontology annotation, molecular function: beta-catenin binding; actin filament binding.